Molecule: messenger RNA, 438 nt
Organism: Spirodela intermedia
Lineage: Eukaryota; Viridiplantae; Streptophyta; Magnoliopsida; Alismatales; Araceae
Source: the annotation of a GenBank genome assembly
AUGAAGAACGCAGCGAAAUGCGAUACGUGGUGUGAAUUGCAGAAUCCCGCGAACCAUCGAAUCUUUGAACGCAAGUUGCGCCCGAGGCCGUCCGGCCGAGGGCACGCCUGCCUGGGCGUCACGCCCCGGUCGCUCCGCGCGCCCCAACCCGUCCCCUUUCGCCCCGCGGCGGGGCGGGCGGGCGGGCGCAGCGCGGACGCGGAGGCUGGCCGGCCGUGCGCGCGCGCGCGCGCGGCGGGCCAGCGCUCGGCCCCGCGGGGCGCCGCGGCGAGUGGUGGGAGUCUCUGUUCAUCGUCGCCGCGGCCGCCGUCCGUCGUCGGGGAGGAGAGAAGAAGAGAGACGGAACCCAGGCGCGAGCGCGGCGCGACCCCGCGGGGGCCCGCCGCAGUCGGACCACGACAGGUCAGGCAGGGCCACCCGCCGAGUUUAAGCAUAUAA